Messenger RNA from Cylindrotheca closterium, 1794 nucleotides. The record is from the annotation of a GenBank genome assembly. NCBI's taxonomy places the organism in Eukaryota, Bacillariophyta, Bacillariophyceae, Bacillariales, Bacillariaceae.
AUGGCCGAAACAUCCUUGCAUGAUCUCUGUAAGGGAUUUGGAGCCUUGCUCAGUCGAAGUAAGCAACCAUCUUUCCCAGAAGAAGCUUCUCGAUUGAACGAUCGCGGCAACCUUCCUCUUCACGCUGCUUGCAGUUUCCAAGCUUCUGCAGAUGUCAUAGAAACCCUGCUCAAGGCGUAUCCAGGAGGAGCGUCUCAGCCCAACGGUGUCGGCAACUUGCCCAUUCACCAAGCUGCCAUGUGGCAAGCUCCCGUCGAAUCCAUUGAGAUCCUAUUGAGCCGUCACCCCGAAGGCGCCACGGUCCGCAAUCAAUACGGAUCUUUGCCGCUCCACAUGGCCGCUUCCAACCGUGCGUCCCCCGAAGUCGUCAAGUUGCUAGUCGAUGCCUACCCGGAUGCCUUGCACUUGCAAAAUGACGAUGGCAUGACUCCCUUGGAUCUUGCCAUGGCAGACGAAACCAUGGCCAACGAUCAAGUCUUGGCCAUGUUGGAAGGGCGUCCUCCUCCUCCAGAACUUACCAGAAGACAAAAGGCCGAACGAUUCGACGAACGCGCCACGGUCUUGGAACGCAAGGCGCGUGCUUUGAGACUCGCCAACCCCAACAAUGGGGCUGGAGGACCCGCCAAUAACAAUCUAAAGUUGACUCUGGCAGCGGUCCGCAAAUUGGCCGAUCGCUUUCCUCAUUCCUUGUAUGCGGCGGGGAUGGAUCCCAACGAAUUGGAAAUUGCCUUUUCCGAUCAAUUGGAAUCUGGUAACAAGGUCGAUGCCGAACAAAUUCUGUUGGAUGCCGUCCGACGUCGUGCCAAGAAUCAAACACGGGAUGCCCGUGGAAUUCCCAUUGAUCGGGCCGGUAUGCCAUCUGGACCCAGAGAUCGUGUGGAAGAAUUGUUGGCCUCGAUUAUUGGAUUGGAACACAUCAAGGCACAAUUGCGCGGAUUGCGUCGUACGGCCGAGAUUUGCGACUUGAAGGAAUCCUUGAUUCCACCUCAGUCGGGACAACGAACCGGACGAACGCACCCCAUGUCAUUGAUUCCUCCUACUCUAUCGGAAGAUACGGGACGUCCAUCGGCCCAUCACACUGUCUUUUUGGGAAAUCCAGGUUCUGGAAAGACGGCCGUCGCUCGUUUGUUGGCCAAGGCGUACCAUGAAUUGGGUAUCUUGAGAAAACCCAAAUUCCUGGAGGUGGAACGCCUGGACUUGGUUGGCAGAGAUAAAUCGACGACUGUCAUGAAAACCAAGGAGGUCAUUGACGAAGCACGUGGAGGUAUUCUAUUUAUUGAUGAGGCCUACACUCUUGGUAUGGCCAGUAAGAAGAACAAGUUGGAUACCGGGGCGGAUUGUAUCAAUGAGAUUAUUCGUUCCAUUGAUGAAUCAGCAGCCCGCGGUGGAGACGAUAACCACCCAGUCGUCAUCUUGGCAGGUUUCCCCGUGGAAAUGAACACUUUCCUGGUCUUCAACACGGACCUUCGCAAGCGAUUCCCAUUGACUUUUGAAUUCCCAGACUAUACUUGUCUGGAAUUGGCACAAAUCUUUAUCGAUUUGGCCAAUGCCAAGGGAUUCGAUUUGUCUCCCGAACUGAAGCCAUCGGUUAUUGCUCACUUGCUAGAGGGAGAAACUUCGGAACUUUGGCGUAGUGAGCGCAAUGGACGAGUCAGUGAAAUGUUAUUGACGGGAUGCCGUAACGAAGUUCGCAAGCGUAUGCGCAUUGCACAAAUGGAAGAUGACUUGGAAUUUGAUCCGCAAUUGAUCAUUCAAACUGAUUUGGAAAAUAUCAUUCAAACCGAAUUCAAGUAG